Molecule: messenger RNA, 753 nt
Organism: Camellia sinensis
Lineage: Eukaryota; Viridiplantae; Streptophyta; Magnoliopsida; Ericales; Theaceae
Source: RefSeq, a predicted model, not a curated record
AUGUACAUUGAUUCAAACAAUCGUACAUUGAGCGGGGGUGAGAAAGUUGAGGAACCAGAGAACAAUCCUUCAUUAAAUAAGAGUAGUGAAAUUGAAGAACCUAAGAAGGGGAUGUGCUUUACCUCAAAGCAAGGAGUGCACGAGUUCUAUGCAAAAUAUGCGAAAAACCUUGGAUUUGCUAUAGCUUACAGAACACAAAAUGUUGGUGUAGCACUUCGGGGCGUCACAGUUGGAGCUAAUGGAAAGGUGAAAUACUUUGGAAUUGAAUGUACUCGGGCGCAGAAGAGGACAAAAAGAUCAGAAGUAAACCCCCUGAAGCCAUCUUUGUUAUCGAAAAUUGAUUAUAAAACAAAGAGGAUUCUUACUCUUGUGAAGAGAAGAUUAGAAAUAAACGAUGAAGUAGGAAUAGGGGUGUCUAGGAAUUUUCAUUCUAUAGUUGUUGAAGCGGGGGGAUAUGAGGCAUUAACAUUUGAUGAACGAGAUGCAAUGAACCACAUUAAAAAUGCUAGAAGAUUGAGGCUUGGGGUAGGAGAUGCCGAAUCAGUUGCAUUUUAUUUUCAUAAGAUGCAACAAGAAAAUUCAAACUUCUAUUCUGCAAUUGACUUUGAUGCUCGACAUCGUUGGUGUUUAUGGCAUAUAAUGAAGAAAAUUCCCGAGAAAUUGAGAGGAUAUUCCCAAUAUGAAGCCAUCAAAUUCGCUUUACAAAAUGCAGUGUAUGAUUCUUUCACAAAAGAUGAAUUUGAUGAGGAAUAG